GAGUGAACCGGAAGUUACCGGAGAACAGCCGUCCCUUCGGAGGCAGGCAGCCAGUCUCUUCCUGUGGGCGCCAUGGGCAAAAGGGACCGGGCGGACCGCGAUAAGAAGAAGUCCAAGAAGCGGCACUACGAGGAUGAGGAGGAAGAUGAAGAUGACGCCCCUGGAAACGAUUCUCAGGAGGCUGUGCCCUCGGCUGCCGGAAAGCAAGUGGAUGAGUCUAGCACAAAAUUGGAUGAGUAUGGAGCCAAGGACUACAGGCUGCAGAUGCCGCUGAAGGCCGACCACAUCUCCCGGCCCCUCUGGGUGGCUCCUGAUGGCCACAUUUUUUUAGAAGCCUUCUCUCCAGUUUACAAAUAUGCUCAAGACUUCUUGGUGGCUAUUGCAGAGCCAGUGUGCCGACCAACCCAUGUACAUGAAUACAAACUGACUGCCUACUCCCUAUAUGCAGCUGUCAGUGUUGGGCUGCAAACCAGUGACAUCACUGAAUACCUCAGGAAGCUCAGCAAGACUGGAAUUCCUGAAGGAAUCAUUCAGUUUAUUAAGUUGUGUACUGUCAGUUAUGGAAAAGUCAAGCUGGUCCUGAAACACAACAGGUACUUUGUUGAAAGCUCCCACCCUGAUGUCAUCCAGCAUCUUCUCCAGGACCCAGUGAUUCGGGAGUGCCGCCUAAGGAGUUCUGAGGGGGGGGUGACUGAGCUCAUCACAGAGACUUUUACAAGCAGAUCUGCUAUUGCAAAGACUGCUGAAGACAGUGGUGGGCCCUCCACUUCCCAGGUGACAGAUCCACAGGGUAAAUCUGACAUCCCCAAGGACCUAUUUGACUUUUAUGAGCAAAUGGACAAGGAUGAAGAAGAUGAAGAAGAGACACAGACAGUAUCUUUUGAAGUCAAGCAGGAGAUGAUUGAGGAGCUUCAAAAACGUUGCAUUCACCUAGAGUACCCUCUGUUGGCAGAAUAUGACUUUCGGAAUGAUUCUGUUAACCCUGAUAUCAACAUUGACCUGAAACCCACAGCUGUCCUUAGACCUUAUCAGGAGAAGAGCUUGCGGAAGAUGUUUGGGAAUGGGCGUGCACGUUCAGGGGUCAUUGUUCUUCCUUGUGGUGCUGGGAAAUCCCUGGUUGGUGUGACAGCUGCAUGCACUGUCAGAAAACGCUGUCUGGUGCUAGGCAACUCAGCUGUGUCUGUGGAGCAGUGGAAAGCUCAGUUCAAGAUGUGGUCCACCAUUGAUGACAGCCAGAUCUGCCGCUUCACCUCCGAUGCCAAGGACAAGCCCAUAGGCUGCUCCAUUGCCAUCAGCACCUACUCCAUGCUGGGCCACACCACCAAAAGAUCCUGGGAGGCUGAGCGAGUUAUGGAGUGGCUGAGAACUCAAGAGUGGGGCCUUAUGAUCUUGGAUGAAGUACACACCAUACCAGCCAAGAUGUUUCGACGGGUGCUUACCAUUGUGCAGGCCCACUGCAAGUUGGGUUUGACUGCAACCCUUGUCCGGGAAGAUGAUAAAAUUGUUGACUUAAAUUUUCUGAUCGGGCCCAAGCUGUAUGAAGCCAACUGGAUGGAGCUGCAGAACAACGGCUACAUUGCCAAAGUCCAGUGUGCUGAGGUUUGGUGCCCCAUGUCUCCUGAGUUUUACAGGGAGUAUGUGGCAAUCAAAACCAAGAAGCGAAUCUUACUGUAUACCAUGAAUCCCAACAAAUUCAGAGCUUGCCAGUUCCUGAUCAAGUUUCAUGAAAGGAGGAAUGACAAGAUUAUUGUCUUUGCUGAUAAUGUGUUUGCCCUAAAGGAGUAUGCAAUUCGGCUGAACAAACCCUAUAUCUAUGGUCCUACAUCUCAGGGAGAAAGGAUGCAGAUUCUCCAGAAUUUCAAGCACAACCCCAAAAUCAACACCAUCUUCAUAUCCAAGGUGGGUGACACAUCAUUUGAUCUGCCAGAAGCAAACGUUCUCAUUCAGAUUUCAUCUCAUGGUGGCUCCCGACGGCAGGAGGCCCAGAGACUAGGGCGAGUGCUGCGAGCCAAAAAAGGAAUGGUUGCAGAGGAGUACAAUGCCUUCUUCUACUCACUGGUAUCUCAAGACACACAGGAAAUGGCUUAUUCAACCAAGCGGCAGAGAUUCUUGGUAGAUCAGGGUUACAGCUUUAAGCCCUCCCCGCCCAGUGCACCUCACCUCUUUCCCAUUUCCACCCCCCUUAGUUUUUGUCCAUGUGUCCUUUUUACUAGUUUCUGUAAAUCCUUCCCCCUUUCCCUUGAAAUUCCCUCCUCCUUCCCCUCUGGUCACUGUCAGCCUGUUCUCUAUUUCAGUGUCUUUGGUUAUAUUUUGCUUGCUUGUUUGUUUUGUUGUUUAGCUUCCUGUUAAAGGUGAGAUCAUAUGGUAUUUGUCUUUUACCGCCUGGCUUAUUUCACUCAGCAUGAUGCUUUCCAGUUCCAUCCAUGCUGUUGCAAAGGGUAGGAGCUCCUUCUUUCUUUCCACUGCAUAGAAUUCCAUUGUAUAAAUGUACCAUAGUUUUUGGAUCCAUUCAUUUAGUGAUGGGCAUCUAGGUUGCUUCCAGCUCUUGGCUAUUGUAAAUUGUGCUGCUAUGAACAUUGGGGUGCAUAGGUUCUUUUGGAUUGGUGUUUCAGGGUUCUUAGGAUAUAAUCCUAUCAGUGGAAUUACUGGGUCAAAAAGCAGCUGCAUUUUUAGUUUUCUGAGAAAAUUCCAUACUGUUUUUCAUAGUGGUUGUACCAGUCUGCAAUCCCACCAACAGUGAACUAGAGUCCCCUUUUCUCCACACCCUCUCCAACACUUGUUGUUUGUUGCUUUGUUUAUGAUGGCCAUUCUGACCGGUGUAAAGUGGUAUCUCAUUGUGGUUUUAAUUUGCAUCUCUCUGAUAGCUAGCGAUAUUGAGCAUCUUUUCACGUGUCUCUGGAUCCUCUCUAUGUCCUCCUUGGAGAAGUAUCUGUUCAAGUCCUUCGCCCACUUUUUAAUUGGGUUGUUUGUCUUCUUAGAGUGGAGUUGUGUAAGUUCAUUGUAUAUUUUGGAGAUUAACCCCUUGUCUGAGGUAUCAUUGGCAAAUAUGUUUUUCCCAUACAGUUGGUUGUCUUUUUAUUUUAACACUGUUUUCUUUAGCCGUGCAGAAACUCUUAAUUUUGAUGAGAUCCUGUUUGUUUAUUCUUUCCUUUAUGUCCCUUGCUCUAGGGGACAUAUCAGUAAAAAUGUUGCUGCGUGAAAUAUCUGAGAUUUUCCUGCCAAUGUUCUCCUCUAGGACUUUAAUUGUGUCACGGCUUAUAUUAAAGUCUUUUGUCCACCUUGAAUUUGUUUUGGUGUAUGGUGUAAGUUGGUGCUCGAGUUUAUUUUUUUGCACGUAGCUGUCCAGUUCUCCCAACACCAUUUGUUGAAGAGGCUAUCUUUACUCCAUUUUAUGUUACUGCCCCCUUUGUCAAAUAUUAAUUGACUGUAGAGAGUUGGGUUGAUUUCUGGGCUCUCUGUUCUGUUCCAUUGGUCUAUGUGCCUGUUUUGAUGUCAGUGCCAGGCUGUUUUGAUUACAGUGGCCUUUUAAUACAGUUUGGUAUCAGGUAUUGUGAUCCUUCCUACUUUGUUCUUCUUUCUCAAAAUUGCAGCUGCUCAAAUGAUCCCAUAUCUGUAAUCCAGAUCUGGCCACCAGAAGGGAUCAGCCAGGUCCUUGCUUUAUGAAUUUUCUUUUAAUUAAAAUUAUGAGAAUUGGAAAAAAGUCUAAGCUUUUUCCCUAAUAAAUUAGUCUAAGCUUACUGCAGGGCUAGGUAGGCCUUGUAGUAAGUUACCCCCAAAGAAAUGAAAACCAAAUCUCCAUCAGGCUGUCAUCUUGCUCUUUAGGAAAAAUCUUGUAAGUCCAUUCUUGGCAUUUUGUGUUUUGAAAGUGUUCCCCCUGCUGGAAACCUUGGGUCCAGGCCAGGAGGUUGAAGGCCUUCUCAGGGACAGCAGGUAGACAGUGCCUUUCAGUCUCUGGUCUCUUUUUGUCACCUGGUACAAGAUGUUUCAACAUCACCAAGAUCCCUGUUGAUCUUUUGUUAAGGGAUCAUUUAGCUGUUAUGUGUUGGGAGCAGAUUUCUGUGGAAUUUUCUUAACCUGUCCUGCUUUACAGUCAUUGAUUACAUUCCUAUUGAAGGUGACUGCUAAAGCUGGUCUCCAGAGUACCCGGAGGAGCUCUCCACUGUUAGCCACCUACGCUGCUGGGCAAGGGAGGUGACCAGAGCAAGUGAACCAGAGAGAAGACAGUAGGGAAGGUGAGGGGAAGGAAAGCAAAGGGAGUGUGUUGCCUGCUGGUUUUGGCC
Artibeus jamaicensis (Jamaican fruit-eating bat) is the source of this 4280-nucleotide messenger RNA. It is a transcript of the gene ERCC3, whose product is annotated as ERCC excision repair 3, TFIIH core complex helicase subunit. The transcript is spliced from 14 exons. The record is from RefSeq and is a predicted model, not a curated record. NCBI's taxonomy places the organism in Eukaryota, Metazoa, Chordata, Mammalia, Chiroptera, Phyllostomidae. Gene Ontology annotation, molecular function: ATP binding; hydrolase activity; 3'-5' DNA helicase activity. Gene Ontology annotation, biological process: nucleotide-excision repair; transcription initiation at RNA polymerase II promoter; embryonic organ development. Bases 73 to 2349 code for a protein of 758 amino acids. Gene Ontology annotation, cellular component: nucleotide-excision repair factor 3 complex; transcription factor TFIIH holo complex; transcription preinitiation complex.